AUGAAUGAAUUUUUGAAGGUCGAGCAACAAAAUGCAUUACCAAAAGCGGCAAAAUUCACUGAUGCGAUAUUGUCGAAUAUGAAAGAACCGAUACGAAUUCACACAUUGAUACGCUUUAAUCAAACACAUAACGGUGAAAUGCAUUUGGAACACAAAAUUGAACUCGUUGGAAAUGACAAAAAAACUCGAAGACGUGAACUUACUCUGCUACAGCCGAAAAGGAUGCAUUUUGAGCCCAUUAAAAGCGAUAAGAAAUAUCACCAACCAAAAAAUGAGUUGACUUUAUAUGUAUGCGAUGGAUAUUUACUUCUGAUUAGAGCGAUGAAAUUUACACCGGUGGAUAGAAACAUCUCUGUGGGCAUUAUACAUGAUGAAACCCGAAUUUAUGGUGGUGAUAGUAUCAAUACCAGCGGUGUAUCGAAAGCCAUCACCAAUAUGAAGAAGACUGAUAAAACAAAUGUGAUCCAGAAUUUUUGUGAAUCAGCUUAUGCAAAAUGCUGUAAUAAGAUAUUGCUUACAAAGAACGGGAAUUAUAAAAUGAUUGAUUCGAUCGAAUUAAGAUGCAAAGAAAGUAACAAAGAACCAAAUAAAAAAUUAAUUCCAAUAUCUGAUGGAUAUCGCUAUAACAAAAGUGUAAAAUCAACUGAACCUAAAAUUUGCGACUUCAAUCAAUUGGUUGGUUAUGAUAAAAAAUUGUUAACCAUCGAAACUGUUUUGGAAUUAUCAGCAGUAGCGAAAUUAAAGUGGUAUAAAGCGUGUGAUUAUACCACUGAUAUUUGUGGGAGUUAUCCCGGAUCUCUACUAUCCAGUUAUGACCUAUCAUCACGAGAGCUACCAGAACAAGCAAAGAUUGCAACAACACAAGAAGUAAAUCUAAAAAGCACCAAGCGAAACGAUGACUCCCCUCCAAAAUCCGGAUUAAGUGAUACGUCAGCUGGUGGUGGUAGCGAAUCAGAAAAUGAUCAUUCACCAGAUUCAUCUGCUGAAUAUGACUCCAGUAGCAUCCAUGAAAAUUCUCCAUCCACUGCUGUUCAUAAAGCUUCUUCGUUAAACACUGCUCUAUUACCUGAACAAGAUUUGCUACAUGGAUAUCCGGAUGACAUCUGUUGUCCAAAAUCAGGAAGCAUCUGGAGGAAGCCAUCUGGAGUUUUGCUACAACCGAACCUGCCAGAAAUCAUGCGAGUAAAAAAACCAAAAUCAGAAACCCAUGAACUGGCAUCAUUUGAUUCUCCAAAGCGUACUUUUUAUGUAACAGAUGAUACUACACAAUUAAAUUUUAAUACAGAGAUGAUUUCACCGACAGUGGUAAAUGCUGAAUCUGAGAGUGAUACAAAUAAAAUAACCAUUUUUUUAUCCGACAGUCAUGGAUUAAAUGUAGCAAUAACGGCUGAUGUUGGUAUAAAGCUUGUCAAUGAAGACGGCUCAAAAAGAAGAAUGAAAUGUAUUAAAAAUCAAAAAAUUUGUAUUGAUGGUCGAGUUAUUUAUGAAGAUUGA
This is a messenger RNA of Cercopithifilaria johnstoni, 1494 nucleotides long. NCBI's taxonomy places the organism in Eukaryota, Metazoa, Nematoda, Chromadorea, Rhabditida, Onchocercidae. The record is from the annotation of a GenBank genome assembly.